Naegleria lovaniensis is the source of this 1659-nucleotide messenger RNA. RefSeq lists its product as uncharacterized. Gene Ontology annotation, biological process: lipid metabolic process. The transcript has a single exon. The record is from RefSeq and is a predicted model, not a curated record. Bases 1 to 1659 code for a protein of 552 amino acids. NCBI's taxonomy places the organism in Eukaryota, Heterolobosea, Eutetramitea, Acrasida, Naegleriidae.
AUGUUCCACGUGCGAGCCACACGGGACAUGGUACAACAACAACAACCAACACAGUUAUCAUCAUCCUUCUUGCUGCUGAUCACACUAUUCUUUGUUGGACUCAUCCUUUCACCAUGCACAGCCGAAAUUCAUCCAAAUUCCAUUCAUGUAGUCGAUUCCUCACCUCCUUCCGAUAACCUUCACCUCCAAAAGGAUCCAACGUCUAGAUGGCAUAAGAAGCCAUCCAUUGCUGAAACGAUGGGAAUGAAUCCAUUUCAAAUCAUGAUGUUCGCCUCUCCCGAGAAUCAGGAUUCAUCAUCUUCUCCGAGUCGUACGGAUUCACUCAACUCAAUGAUGAGAAGUUAUUAUCAAAACAAUGAGAAUGCCAAAGUAGACUCAUCAUCAUCAAGUACGACAGCAAACUCCAAAGGUAAAGGCUAUCCGUUAAUUCUCGUCGGUGGACUUGGUGGAGUAGUUUUAAUGUCAAAACGUGAUCAUGCUUCGGAACCUCAUUGGUGGUGUCAACACACGACAGAUCCAUUUCAAAUUUGGAUUUCCAUCGAAGAGCUUGUUCCAUACUUGAGUGAGGACUGUUUCAUGCACGACCUGUCGCUUGAAUUGAAAGAAGGAGAAAGUCCAUACGAUCGUAAAAAGUUACUGAGACAGCUCGAUCCUCAUGUGAAAAUAUUUGGAAAAGAUUAUGGUGGUGUGGAAAGCGUGACUCACUUGGUGAAAGAAGCAGGCUCUCAAAGUGGGUACAUGAUCAAACUUAUUAACUUUUUAACCAGUAAUGGAUAUGAAAUUGGAAAAUCAUUAAGGGCAAUGCCUUACGACUGGAGAUUAGGUGUUGCUGAAUGGAGUGCACCAAAUAGUUCAACCACUGGAGGAGAUUAUCAUGCAUUUCAAAAAUUAAUUGAAGAAACGUAUGCAUUGAAUGGAAAUGUACCAGUUUCUCUACUGGGCCAUUCAAUGGGAGGACCGUUUGUUCAAUACUUUUUAGCAAAUUAUGUCUCACAAACAUGGAAAGACAAGUUUAUUUCACACUAUAUACCUUUUGCUGGAGCGUUUGAUGGUGCUCCCAUUGCAUUGCCAUUGGCCUUGGCAGGAUCUAAUUAUGGAGUUCCAACAUUCUCUCAAACGAUCGCCAAGAAAUUGACUCAACAAUUCGGAGGACCAAAUUUUAUGAUACCAAUCAUGUCUCAACAUUUCGAUUAUCCAAUAUUUACAUAUCUUUCUCCAAAUGGUACACGUCAAGACUAUUAUGCAACUCCCUCAAGUGUACAACAGCUCUAUAAGGACGCUAACAUGGAGAAAACGUGGGAUGUAUUCGAACAUGAAUAUUCUGAAUAUGCAAGUGUGAAAUUUAGAGCUCCAAACGUUUCCACACAUUGUGUGUAUGGAUAUGGUGUGAAAUCAUUGGCUCAUUUACAAUAUUCAGGACAAAAGCCAUUAAGCGAAAUACUUUUCGAUGAUAUUUUACACCACAGUGAAGCCCUUAAAAUCGAUGACGGAGAUGGAACUGUUCCUUUGUAUUCACUUGCCAUUUGUGAUGAUUUUGCAAAGCAACAACAACAGCCAGUCAUGGUCCAUCGAUUUUUCAAUGUGACUCACCUGACAGUGGUAACAGAUGACAAGGUAUUACAAACCUUGUUGGAUAUUUUGAAUACCCCCAUUGCGUAA